Messenger RNA from Schistocerca piceifrons (Central American locust), 810 nucleotides. Its product is annotated as zinc finger protein 541-like. Gene Ontology annotation, biological process: negative regulation of DNA-templated transcription; regulation of transcription by RNA polymerase II. NCBI's taxonomy places the organism in Eukaryota, Metazoa, Arthropoda, Insecta, Orthoptera, Acrididae. The coding region runs from base 1 to 810 and encodes 269 amino acids. The record is from RefSeq and is a predicted model, not a curated record. Gene Ontology annotation, cellular component: histone deacetylase complex; transcription regulator complex. The transcript is spliced from 6 exons. Gene Ontology annotation, molecular function: transcription corepressor activity.
AUGUUGAUGUUGACAGGUAACGGCGGCGCGACGGCGACGUUCGACCUGUUCGACUCGGAGAGCGCGCACGACCUGACGCUAUCGCCGCAGACGUUCACGAGCUCCACCGAGGCGUUCAUCAACGACAACUCGGACAGCCUGGGGGUGCCGGGGGACACCGACACAGUGGGCAGCUCCGAGGACGCCAAGGCGGCCACGCCCGACUCCAGCAAGCUGGCCGUGAAGAAGGCGCGCCCCAAGGCAUCGUCGCCCAACCGCCAGGGGCCGCAGCAGUGCCAGGUGUGCGGGAAGGUGUUUGGCAACGCGUCGGCGCUGGCCAAGCACAAGCUGACGCACAGCGACGAGCGGAAGUACGUCUGCGGCAUGUGCGGGAAGGCGUUCAAGCGCCAGGACCACCUGAACGGCCACAUGCUGACGCAUCGGAACAAGAAGCCGUACGAGUGCAAGGCGGAGGGCUGCGGCAAGAGCUACUGCGACGCGCGCUCGCUGCGGCGGCACACGGAGAACCACCACACGUCGGGCAGCGGGGGCGGGGGCGCCAGCAGCUCGUCCUCCUCGUGCAUCCAGUACGCGCCGCCCCCCGCCACCACCUCCGCGUCGCCCGCCGCCGGCAGCAACUCCGCCCCCGCCAAGGGCGGCGGCAGCCAGCUGCAACAGCUGCUCGCCUCCGACCCGGCCUCCUCGUCCACUCCUCGGCCCACGACGCCCGCCACCAACUCGUCGUCUUCCGCCACGUCCUCCAAGCUCGUAUUACAACGUAAUUUUGGCUAUGGUCGUCAGAAUGCUCAUGAAAGUACCAAGUCAGUCUAA